UAUUCAUGAAUCCACGCUUCGCUCCAAGACGCGGCGAGAACUUAUAUUCCUCGCGCCCUCUCCAAUUUAUUAACAAUAGAAACCCUAUUUCCCCUCCAUGUUCCCUAUUUCCCCUCCAUGUUCCCUAUUUCCUUGUAACCGCUCCACCUCUUCACCCAAUUCUGAUUUCGUUGUUGACAAACAGGUGCAUAAGCCUUCACCGCUUAGGAUCCUCUCGCUCCUUGUUCCAAUCGCUGUUCUCAGGCUCCAUCUCUGUUCGCUGGUCCAGCUCUGUUUCUGCUCGCCAAAAAUCUCCCUUUGCACUGGGUUUUCUUCCUCAGUGGAAGGCAGCGUGGUCGUCUUUUCGUUUGAGGAGGAAGUUCGAAGAGGACAGUAUUGGGUUUGUGCGUUAUUGGCUUGAAGGCAAGCGUCACCUGUUGUUGGCUUCUUGGUGUUAUCCUGAAUUUAAGGACAAGGGGUUUAAUAUAUCUUUUCUUUCUUUCUGGAGUUGUGUAUCUUGGUACUUUGAUCCUGACGUAAGAAUUCAAGUACUCAAUGAUGGAUAAAUCUUGGAUUAAAAAGCCACGAAAUUCAGCUGAAUAUAUUACAGGACUAAAUGGUUUUCUCGAUUUUGCAUUUGAACACAAUUCCAGUUUGAAUACAAUAAUCUGUCCUUGUGAUAAGUGUGGUUUUAAUAAGCGGCUCACGAGAGAUUAGGUGCUUGAUCAUUUGUUAUGCAAACCAUUUCCGGAUGGUUACACAUUUUGGUAUCGUCAUGGGGAGACAAGAGAAAAGGAAUCUGCCGUUAGAACACCAAUAAUAGAAGAGGGCCCUCAUAAUGAAGAUCCAAUUCAUUGUAUGAUAAAUGAUGCUUUUGGGAUCUCUAAUCACAUGAAUGAAGAACCUGAAGUGCGAAACGAAGAAUGCAGUGGGGAUGACAACGCAAUUCCAGAAUUGAAUCAGGGAAUACAAGGUGAGGCCAAGGAGUUUUAUGAGCUACUUAAAGAUGGGGAGAAAGUUUUGUAUGAUGGAUGUACAAAAUAUACAAAACUUUCCUUUUUAAUUAAGUUGUUCCACAUCAAGAGCCUUUGUGGUGUUAGUGACAAAGCUAUGGAUAUGAUUAUUGAGUUGUUGCACGAUGCUUUUGAACAAGCAAAUAUACCAUCGUCUGGUUAUCAAGCGAGAAAAACCGUUGACAAGCUUUGCCUUAAUUACACUAAGAUACAUGCAUGUCCAAAUGAUUGCAUGUUGUAUUGGGGGGAGGAUAAAGAUAAAGAGAAGUGUAAAGUAUGCAAUGCAUCAAGAUGGAAGAUUCCCAAAAAAAUGGAAGUGUCGGUAUAUAUGUACUUCUUAAGAGGAGGAAGAUACCUGCAAAAAUUCUACGAUACUUUCCUUUGAUCCCUAGGUUGAAAAGAUUAUUCAUGUCUUCAAAAACUGCUGAAACCAUGACAUGGCAUGCUAAGGAAAAUAACAAUGAUGGUAUGAUGAGGCAUCCUAGAGACUCUGAGGCCUGGAAGCAGUUUGAUUUGGCACAUCCUGAAUUUGCUAGAGACCCUCGAAAUGUACGCCUUGGCUUAGCAAGUGAUGGGUUCAAUCCCUUUGGCUCAAUGAGUAAUAGCUAUAGUAUUUGGCCAGUGGUACUUAUUCCUUACAACACCCCACCGUGGACUUGCAUGAAGUCAACGAAUUUCAUUCUUUCAAGUAUCAGUCCUGGGAAGCGACAAAUUGGAAAUGAUAUUGAUAUUCAUUUGCAACCACUUAUCUUAGAGUUGAAAGAAUUGUGGGAAAAUGGAGUGGAGACAUAUGAUGCCUCAAGAAAUGAAAUAUUCAUUAUGCGAGCUUGCCUUUUAUGGACCAUAAGUGAUUUCCCUGGCCUUGGGGUUUUAUCUGGAUGGAACACAUACACUGGGCUAGCUUGUCCUGUUUGUAACUUUGAUUCAGUUCCUGUUCGUCUUCCAUAUAGUAAAAAGUCGUGUUUUAUGGGACAUCGUAGGUUUUUGCCUACCGGACAUCGAUUUCAGAAAAGUCAGAAUCGAUUUGAUGGAAGUGUUGAAGUUAGAGAUCCACCAAAAGCAUUAUCUGGUUCAGACAUUUUAAAUCAAGUUAAAGAUAUAAUUGUCACAUUUGGUAAAGAACCUGAACCUGAUCCUGAGUCAUCUAGCAAAAAAAAGAGAACUCGUAAGAAGAAAACGGUUGAUGGGAAUCAAACACAACAAUGGAAGAAGAAAAGCAUAUUUUUUCAACUUCCAUAUUGGGAGUUUAACAAGUUGCGUCAUAAUCUUGAUGUGAUGCACAUUGAAAAAAAUGUGUGUGAUAAUAUCAUUUUUACUUUGUUGAAUGAUAAAGACAAACGAAAAGAUCAUGUGGAUGCCCGAAAGGACUUGCAAGCAAUGGGCAUAAGGAGAGACCUUUGGCCUUUAGAGGAUGGUAAAAAGUGUCCAGCAGCUUUGUUUACAAUGACAAAGGAGGAGAUAAAUCUUAUGCUCAAUAUUUUGAAGGAUGUGAAAGUGUCAGAUGGAUAUUCAAGCAAUAUUUCAAGGUGUAUUGACACUCAUCAAAAUAAGAUUUUUGGGCUGAAAAGUCACGACUCUCAUGUUCUAAUGGAGCAGCUGCUACCUUUAUCAAUAAGGAAUGUGUUACCUCUCCAGGUUUCUACAAUAUUGGUUGAUGUAUGCUCAUUUUUCAAAUCAUUAUGUGCCAAGGUACUUGAUCCUAAAGAUUUGGACAAGCUCAACGAAAGAACCAAACUUACAAUGUGUCAUUUGGAAAUGUUGUUCCCUCCAUCCUUCUUCACUGUUAUGAUUCACCUUAUGGUUCACUUGGUCGAUGAAGCCAAACUUGGAGGACCCGUGCACUAUCGUUGGAUGUACCCUAUAGAGAGGUUUUUGGGAAAGUUGAAAUCUUUUGUGCGUAAUAGACACAACCUGAAGGCUCAAUCGCUGAAGGUUGGAGAUCUGAAGAGAUGUUAACAUUUUGCUCAAGAUACCUAGAAAAUGAGAUAGAAACCAGAUUUAAUCGACCAAGGCGCGUGGAUGAUGAACCUCUUCCAUCUCUUUCAACUUUGUUUCCUUGUAUUGGUAAACAAGUUGGAGCUGCAACCAAUUUCAAUUUAACAUCCAGAGAAAAACUACAGGCACAUCGACAUGUGUUGAUUAACUGUAAAGAAGUUGAACGCUUUAUUCAUUUAUAUAGGGAAUUUAGAUUGAUAACCAAGUUCAAGUUAAGGGAUCGUACAAGCUCAUCAAGCGAAAUAGAAAAGGCAGUUCAUCGAGGCAUUGUUAGUUGGUUUUAUGAUCGUAUCAUAAAUGAUUCCAAUGAAUCACACUCUAAUGAUCUUCGUGCACUUGCUCGAGGCCCGCUUCAACAAGCAAGGAGGUUCAAUGCAUAUAAUGUAAACGGAUACAAGUUUCGAACCUUGCAACGAGAGGAGUUGUUGAAAACACAAAAUAGUGGUGUAUAUUGUAGCUUUGGAACUAAAAGCUAUGCAAGUUCUAGCGAUAAUAGGCCAAGAGAAGGUUUAGUUCCUUAUUAUGGGAAAAUAGUUGACAUGAUUGAACUAAACUAUUAUGGCCGAUUUGCGGUGACUUUAUUCAAAUGUUAAUGGGUCAAUACUACACACUUUAGACAUGUGAAGAAAGAUGCAUUAGGUUUCACCUCAAUCAACUUUUCUCAUCUGAUUCAUACUGGCGAACGGGAAGAUGAUGAGCCGUAUAUUGAGGCUUCUGAAGCUCAAUUGGUUUAUUUCGUGGAGGACAAAAAGGACAAAGGAUGGUGUACCCCGGUACAUAUAAAACCAAGAGACCUUUAUGAUAUGGGCGAAGAUGCUGAAGAUGCCAUAUAUGAAAGUGAACCUUUUCAACCACAAGACUUAGCCAUGGGUUGGCCUGAGGGCAACAUGGAUGUACAAUUGUCAAGGCCUGGAUUGAAUGUAGAAUUUGACUAAUUGUAUGGCAUCAAACAACAAUGAUCCUGAUUUGCUUGAUGCUGACUUGGACACUGAUACAAUACACUCAGACCAUGAAACUGAAGUCCAAUGUAAUGAAGAAGACAGUGGCCGGUCUUGGACAGUUCAAGUGAUAGAUUCACAAGGGAAUAUUAAAGAAAAGGAUUUAAAGGUAACAGAAGUUUGGAAGCUCCCUCCUGGUGAAAAGGUAAUAAUUCCUUUUGAUGGAGCUGUACCAAUGGGAACAAAAGUUGAUGGCUUAUUGGGAGGAUGCCUUGGUGUAUUGUCAAGGGACUUUGUAGCCUUUCCCAUACGCUAUGAGAAUUGGCCGGCUGUUUCAAAGGUUAAGAAAGAUGCAGCAUGGGAUAAUACUAUUAAGGAAAAAUUUUAUUGGGAUGAACGUUUUGAAGAUGCUGCACGUUCUUACAUUAUGAAGGACAUUGGGAAGAAGUGGAGGAGUUUUUGACUUAGAUUGUAUGCAAAAUACUAUCGCAAGAAGAAAAGUUUUGAAGAGAAUAUUGCUAACCCUCCACUUUCAAUUCCUAAAGAUGAUUGGGCUGAGUAUCUUAUUUACCGUUCCAAACGGAAGACUAAGGAAAUGUGUGAAAAAAACCAAAAGAAUAGAAGCAAACUCACUAUUAAUCACACUGGUGGAUCAAAGAAGCUUAAGAGAAGAAAAUAUGAAAUGGAGGCAAAGACAAAUAAAGAAAUUAGCAGAGGAGUUUUAUAUGUUGAAACUCAUAAGAAGCAUAAUGGGUCAUUUAUUAAUGAAGAAGCACAGACUAUAUGUG
Molecule: messenger RNA, 4713 nt
Organism: Lotus japonicus
Lineage: Eukaryota; Viridiplantae; Streptophyta; Magnoliopsida; Fabales; Fabaceae
Exons: 13
Coding region: 1269-2948 (559 amino acids)
Source: RefSeq, a predicted model, not a curated record